AUGUCAACUUUAACAUACGAAGAAAGAGCCAAGAACCAUGCCAGUCCAGUAGCAUCGAAACUUCUCACGAUCAUGUUUGAAAAGCAAACCAACUUAUGUGCGUCAUUAGACGUUCGCACGACGGAGGAAUUACUACGAUUAGUUGAUAUAUUGGGCCCUUAUAUUUGUCUUUUAAAGACUCAUGUUGAUAUAUUAUCAGAUUUUUCCAUGGAAGGAACAGUGAUCCCAUUAAAGCAAAUGGCAUUGAAAUAUAAUUUCUUAAUUUUUGAAGAUAGGAAGUUUGCUGAUAUUGGUAAUACUGUGAAAUUACAAUAUGCAUCAGGAGUGUAUAAAAUUGCUGAAUGGGCUGAUAUAACUAAUGCUCACGGUAUUACAGGACCAGGUAUUGUUGCCGGAUUAAAGGAAGCCGCAAUGGAGGUCUCAAACGAACCAAGAGGCUUGUUGAUGCUAGCAGAACUAUCAUCAAAAGGGUCGUUAGCACAUGGUGAAUAUACAAGAGGUACAGUAGAGAUAGCUCAGACAGAUAAAGAAUUUGUCUUUGGAUUUAUUGCGCAAAGGGAUAUGGGUGGCAGAACAGAAGGAUUCGAUUGGUUAAUUAUGACACCUGGAGUUGGACUUGAUGAUAAGGGAGAUGCAUUGGGUCAACAGUAUAGAACUGUUGAAGAUGUAGUCUCAACAGGGAGUGAUAUUAUAAUUGUUGGAAGAGGUUUAUUUGCUAAAGGUAGAGACCCGAAGGUGGAGGGUGAACGUUACAGAAAGGCCGGAUGGGAUGCAUAUUUGAAAAGAUGCCAAUCAACAUAA
Molecule: messenger RNA, 801 nt
Organism: Naumovozyma dairenensis CBS 421
Lineage: Eukaryota; Fungi; Ascomycota; Saccharomycetes; Saccharomycetales; Saccharomycetaceae
Gene: URA3
Product: orotidine-5'-phosphate decarboxylase
Exons: 1
Coding region: 1-801 (266 amino acids)
Biological process (GO): 'de novo' pyrimidine nucleobase biosynthetic process; 'de novo' UMP biosynthetic process
Cellular component (GO): cytosol
Molecular function (GO): orotidine-5'-phosphate decarboxylase activity
Source: RefSeq, a predicted model, not a curated record